CCUGCGGAAUGCUGGGAGCUGGUCUCUGGAUGCGAUUUAAUUACUCCUACGACUAUGGGACGCUGGUUCCGCAACACAGUUACGCAUCGUCGGAUGUGGUGGUGCUCGCAACCGGAUGCGUCACCUUCGUCGUGGCCUUUUUCGGAUGCUGCGGCGCUUGGUUCCAGUCGCGAUGCUUACUGAUUACGUAUUUCAGUUUGGUCAUACUCGUCUUUUUGGCUGAAUUUAUGCUCGGCACAUUAGCAUUUGUUUUCAAAGAUCAAGUUGGAACAAACAUGAAGUCACAAUUACUUUAUGGAAUUACGGAGCACUAUACUGACGAAAAUAUGCACGAAAGUGGAACUUUCUCCAAUUUUUGGGAUUAUAUACAAACUAAUUUCCAGUGCUGUGGGGUCGAUAAAUACUACGACUGGUACAACAUUAAAGCUUGGCCAAAUGAAGAGCGCGUGCCGGACUCAUGCUGUCGCAAUCGCGAACGAUAUUGCGGCAAGCAGUACGAGAACGAGGACUUCCAGCAGAAUUGGUACAAGGAUGGCUGCGCGUACGCCAUCCAGAUGUGGCUGGUCCAGCGGCUGCAUUUCGUUGGCACCGUGGGUCUCGUUAUCGGCUUCCUCCAGCUGUUCGGCCUCAUCGCCAGCAUGAUAUUAUUCUGCACGGUCAGACACAAGCGAUCCACGCACACCUACAAAAGUUACGAUACCACGACGACCUAAACCAGGUCCGACUGAUGAGAACGCGGUAUAAUGUAUUAAUUGUCGCAUUUCGCAGCUCAUCGAUAGGAACAGCAAACGAGGGGACGUCGCACUCGGCCGCUUUUGGUUGAAGAAUAGUUACUAAAAUUUUGACGAAUGAUUGACGUGUAUCAUAACGAUGAUGACAAC
Messenger RNA from Ceratosolen solmsi marchali, 881 nucleotides. It is a transcript of the gene Tsp5D, whose product is annotated as Tetraspanin 5D. The transcript has 3 exons. The coding region runs from base 9 to 713 and encodes 234 amino acids. Gene Ontology annotation, cellular component: plasma membrane. The record is from RefSeq and is a predicted model, not a curated record. NCBI's taxonomy places the organism in Eukaryota, Metazoa, Arthropoda, Insecta, Hymenoptera, Agaonidae.